UGGAGCCCACCCGCCAGAAGUGGCGCUGCCUGUCACUCACUCUUGUAAGUGCUACAUCUGGUGGGGGAAAUGUAAGAUUCCCCGUUAAAGGUGAAUUUCAAAUGAACAACAACUAACUUUUUAGUGGGAGUAACCCAUAAACUAAUUGUGAUCCGAGAUUCACAUUUACCCGUAUAUCCUGUGCUUUUCUUCGCUAAAUUAAGCUGUCUUAAUCAGGAGCCUUUUACACUCUUAGAAUUUUUUUUUUUUUUUUUUUUUUUUUUUUUACUUUGGAGGCUAGGGAAGUGACUGGAUAGGCAGAUUUCUGGAGCAAGCUUGUGGGCCUGAGUUUGAUCCCCAGUACCCACGGAAAAAAGCUAGGUGUGUUAGGGCUGGAGAAAAGGCUGAGACUAGAGCCAAUCAGUAUUAGCACCUACUCGAUCUGUGAAACUUAACAUGAUCACUUCACGUACUUAACUUUUGAAUACAGUGCUCUCGAACCCCCAAAAGAAUUGAGGGUCUAAGAAAUUCCCGUAUUAGGAACAUUUAAACAGGAAGGGGCAGAAAUACCGACUUGGAUUCGUGAGAUUAACUUGUGAGUGACUUAUUUUCCUUGGGCCAAUGUAGUACUGCUGUUCACUGAAUAUUGUAUGUGAGGGGUCUGUGAGUUAGUAGGUCAGUUGGACUAGAAAUUAGCAAUGUACAGAAGUACUAUCAAAUUUUCUCAUAAGUUACAAUAGUAUAACUAAAAAUUAUUACAGCUUUGUAUGACACAGUCGGGUCCAGAGCUGGGACAUUUGUAUCUUCUAUGGCUUAGCAUAGGCUUUAUGUACUUAUUUGCAUAAUGAACAGGCAACAUAUCACACCUUCCUAACAUUUAAAAUAAUGUACACUAGCAUAAAUGUUUCCAAGAUCAUUACUGGAGAUAGCAUUGAAUACAGCUUUAAUUAGGAAUAAUUGCUGUAAUAAUUUAUUUUUUUUUCUGUGAGCUUUGGUUUGAGGAACUGGACACAUAAAUCUGGAUUUGAAUCAUUGCAAAACUAGCAAUUCUCUGGGAGAGUCGUUAGCAAAACCAGAUAUAAUAUGCCCUUCAGCUGGAAAAGAGACUUUGAGAGAAUAAGCCUGAACAUGGCUAUGAUUGUGGAAGUCUAAAGUUCCCUGGGAAAGGAGCCCAAAGAAAGAGGGAAGUCAUCGGUGCUGGUUUCAGGACACUAUAGACACCAGCUUGGUUAUUUGAGCAUCUUUCAGUGACCUUCAGCUUUCCAUGAAGAUUGCUUUCUCAGAGGAGCUCCAGACUAUCAUAGAGGGAAAUAUUUCUUUUGGUCUUCAAAAUGAAAAUAGACUUGGAAGUCAGUGAGCCAAUCAACUUUAGUUCCGGAGAUCAUCAACACCUGGUUCAGAAAGCAGCAAUUAAAAGUGGCCACUCUAAAGGGGAUCAGCCCUUCACAUAUUCAUCCAGAAACACACCACAAGAAGCCAUAAAAUACCCACGUUCCAAGCAAAGAGAUGCGGCAAAUACCUAUGCAGUACAAAUUUCAGAUGAUGUUAUCUCAGAGGAGACCAUCACAGGUCCACCCGGUCCCUUCCAAGACAUGUCUGUCCGUAAAGGCUUCAUCCUGAAGGUGUUCGUUGUCUUGUCAGUCCAGCUGCUGGUCACUGCGACAAUCAUCGGCGUGUUUGUUUUCAGCAAACCUCUAAGAAAGUGGGUCAUCAGCGUUCCGUGGUUCAUCUAUGCACUUCUCCCAGCAUGCUUUAUCGUGAUCAUCGUGCUCGCUUGCUGUAGGGAUGUCCGGCGUCAGGUGCCCAUGAACUACAUUCUCCUGGCAUUAUUUACACUCCUGGAAGGUCUGCUGCUGGGAAGCAUGUCCGUCUUCUAUAAAGCAGAAGAGAUUCUGUGGGCGGCGGGAGCCACUACUAUCGUGACAUUAGCGCUUACUUUAUUUGCUCUCCAAACAAAAUGGGACUUCACCUUGCUGAACGGAGUGUUGUUUGUUUGCCUCUGUGUCCUCUUCGUCUACGGGAUUAUCACACUCGUCAUACGAUCCUAUUGGCUACAUCUGGUGUAUGCAGCGCUGGGAACACUACUCUUCUCCAUGUACCUGGUUAUGGACGUGCAGAUGAUGGUUGGGGGGCGCUACCAUUAUGAGGUAGACCCUGAAGAGUACAUUUUUGCUGCUCUGAACAUCUAUGUGGAUAUCAUCAGCCUUUUCAUUUUCAUUUUGGACCUGAUUGCCCGAUAGUCGAUGGCCAAGGCUGGCUUACGCUGAGAAGAGGGAAGGCGGGAUGCCUGUGGAGUGUUGCCAGGCCCAGGCACACAGCGGUGACCACUCAGGUCCUUUCAGUAGUUAUUUAUUUAUCUAUUUACUUAUCAUUAAUUUAUGUCAAAAGAAUUCAGUAGAUGGUAGCUGUUGCUGUUAUACUUUUUAUUUCCCUUGUCAUAUGGCAAAACUUUGUUAUUCAUAUGGAAACAUUUCAGAUUCCUACAAAUUCAGAAAAUGAGUAUCCUAAUCACAUACUGACAUACAUUUAGAAGGUUCCCACUGCUUUGUUGAAGUUUUCUAGGCACAAUUUCUUUAUUAAUUUUUCUUUAUUAAGAAAUUUUUUAUUCAUUUUAUAUACCAACUGCAGAUCCCCCUC
Peromyscus leucopus (white-footed mouse) is the source of this 2616-nucleotide messenger RNA. Its product is annotated as protein lifeguard 2-like. The transcript is spliced from 11 exons. Gene Ontology annotation, cellular component: membrane. Lineage: Eukaryota; Metazoa; Chordata; Mammalia; Rodentia; Cricetidae. The record is from RefSeq and is a predicted model, not a curated record. Bases 1311 to 2219 code for a protein of 302 amino acids.